AUGUCCACCACGCGAGUGCCAGACGCCACCGCUGCAGCCCAUUUCGUCAAGCCAGGCGACGAACUCCACUGCAGUCGAGGUCACGGCGGAGCCAACGCGGGCCAGCGGUCGCGAGUAAUUGAGUCAGUGCCUGAAGCAUGGGAGAAGCACGAGAGAGUUUUUGUGACGUCAAAAUAUGUCAGCGAGACUUCAAAUGUGCUUCGGACGCGAAGACAGAAGUCGACGACCCCACACACGCCGUCCGCGCCUCCGUACCAUGAUACCGUCACGAUCGACUCAGACGAGCCCGAAUAUGAACGCGUGCGACGCGACUACUGGCCAGACCAUAGAGUGCAGUCGCCUAUCAUGGUACCAGGUCUCCCCCGGAAACCGAUUUCGAUAUAUCGGCUUUAUCCGUCUCCCCCACCCAUGCCGGCGUCGCAGGCAGACUCCCCAAUCCACGAGGCGGUGCGCGGUCGCGAAUACAGUCCCCGACGCGGCCACCGCCGCCGCAGUCGCUCCCGCCGCCACCGCAGCCGCGACCGCGAACGCCACCGCGAAGCAGCACGGCAACCGCCCAGGUCCCCAAGUCGGAGCUCCCUAAAGCGGCGGCGCUCGGCGUCCCGCGGUCGCCGGCGGGGCUCCACGGCGUCGCCGCCGCGCCACCGCCCGAGGCACCGCGAGGCGGAGCGGGAGCGACACAGCAGAAGUAAGCACGAGUCGCCGAGUCCGCCGUCCACGUUCCUACAGCGCCGGAUAGACUUCAAGGAGAAAAUCAGCGAUACAAGUCUCUUCGCAGAACUAGUCAAAGACAAGCACAAGAGAGCCAAGAAACUGCAAGAGAUCCUAAACCAGAAAGAAGAGGAGUCGCAGAGCGCAAUGUCUUCCACGUCUAUCAACAACCCAGAGAUACUCACAAUCGACGAGCUGUCCAACGCCACUGCGGACAGUUCAACGCAGGCGUCCAAAGAGAACGGCGACAGCGGCAAGGAGGGCAGCACCAAAGACAACCAGGACGUGGUGGACAUUCCCAUGCCGGUGCCGCCGCCCGACGACCCGCCCACAGCCAACGGCCAGCCGCCGGAACCCGCUCCCGUCGAGGUCAGUACUACAACCACUGGUCCCCAGUCUACAGAACACACGGAAAAAGAACACAGGUGA
Ostrinia furnacalis (Asian corn borer) is the source of this 1140-nucleotide messenger RNA. Its product is annotated as cyclin-dependent kinase 12-like. The transcript has 10 exons. Lineage: Eukaryota; Metazoa; Arthropoda; Insecta; Lepidoptera; Crambidae. The record is from RefSeq and is a predicted model, not a curated record. The coding region runs from base 1 to 1140 and encodes 379 amino acids.